This is a messenger RNA of Penicillium soppii, 1476 nucleotides long. RefSeq lists its product as uncharacterized. Bases 1 to 1476 code for a protein of 491 amino acids. Lineage: Eukaryota; Fungi; Ascomycota; Eurotiomycetes; Eurotiales; Aspergillaceae. The transcript has a single exon. The record is from RefSeq and is a predicted model, not a curated record.
AUGUCUGCAGAAAGCCCCGGCCAGAAGCAGGGCUUCAAGUCCUUCUUGUCCAAUGCAUUGCGACCCAAGAAAUCCCGUCAAACCCUCAGGAAGGGCAGCAGAUCAACCACAGACCUGCGGCUGGCCGCACGUCCCAGUAUCGAUGAAGGACCUCCACCUCCUCUUCCUCCCCCUCCAAUGCCAGAGCUAGCUCCCUUACACGCCCACAGACUCAAGUACAAAGAUUUGCACGCGCAGGUGGACUCGCAACUCGGCGAACGCCGAGACUAUACGGAAAUCAUCCAUUCCCUGGGAACCCUCGGGUCCGACGACGACGACCACGCCUUAAGAUAUUCACAAAACAUACACCGGCCCCCGGGCGAAGGCGACAUAGCCAGCCUCCCGCCAAAGCUCUGGGGUCAAAUAGCGAGCUAUUUGGAUCCAGCCGAAGCGGCAAGCCUAGCAAUCACCAGCAUCACCCUCUAUCGCCGUCUAGGCCCAGGAUACUUCAGGGAGCUGGCCCACCCACAGAACCUUCCCUACAAGAUCACCUUCCUUGCAGGCCUAGACCUCUCCCUCCCAAACCACCUCCUCUGCAUCCCCUGCGCCCGCUACCACACCCGCACCCAGCGCGGCACCGAACGCCUCCGGCCAACCCACAUCCUCAACCCGCUCUUUGCAUGCCCAAACUCCACAAACGCCCUGAACCCCCCACCCCGCCACCGCAUCACCCACGGACGCAUGCUCCCCUUCACCUUCGUUCAGCUCACCAUGCGCGCCCACCGCUUCGGCCCCUCCUACGGCCUCACCCCGGACGCCCUGGCCCGCCGCUGGCAGCGCGACAACUGGUCGCACACCUCCCGAUUCCACAUCCACGCCGGCCGGCUCCUGAUGCGCGUAACAUCGCAGACGUUCGCCGCGCCCGCGCUAACGCCCUCAGCGCAGCGCAUGCUCCUCUUCUCGCGCGAAGACUACUGGCCGUACUUCAGCGCGUGCGCGCACUGGCGCGACGGCGAGCUCAUGCCGGCUUGCAAGUGCGCGCUGGAGCACAUCCCGCGGCCGCGCAGUACUGGCGGGCUCCAGGGCCUCGAGCAUAAAGUAAAAGACCGGUGGACGGGCGGCGUGUUUGAUCCGAACGCGCUGACGACGCUAUGCGGAUUCUGCCGGCCUAUGCGGCGGUGCCCUGAGUGUCCGACUGAGUAUCUGAUUGAGGUGAAGCUUUGCGAGGACCGCGCAGACGGAAGAUUCAAGCAGGCGAUUACGGUGACGCGGUGGACUGAUCUUGGGGAUGGGAAGACGCCUGAUGGGAUUCAGUGGGCGGCCAUCAAUGGGUGCAGUGAGGAGUAUGAUUCGUUCCAGCAUGAGCAUUAUGCAAAGCGCGGGAUUGCGAGUAUCUUUGAGGCUGCUUUUACUUCGGAUACGUUGCCGGGUCAGCGGGUUGUGUCGUUGAAUCCGAAGAUGAAGAAGUUGGGGGAGAAGGGGAAUGAUUGGUAUUAG